AUGGCGAGAUCUUCGUGGCUGUCGUCUUUGACGAAUCAUGGAUCCAACCCACCGUUCAUGCUCAAAGUCAGAAGCUCGGAUGCGUUCAUCAUCGGGACUGUUUCCUUGGCUGUCUUCACAGACAUGUUCCUGUAUGGCGUCAUUGUGCCUGUCAUACCCUUCGCAAUAGGUACGCGUAGCCAUGUUGAAGAUGAUCAAGUCCAGUACUGGGUCUCAGUACUCGUCGCCGUAUAUGGUGCUGCACUUCUUGCAUUCUCGCCAAUAUGCGGGUGGCUUGCAGACCGCGGCUCGUCGCGCCGGUUCCCACUUCUUCUAGGCUUGUUCGUCCUCCUCGGAGCUACGAUCUUGCUCAACUUUGGCAAGUCAACUGGCGUUCUGAUUGUUGGAAGGAUCCUCCAGGGAGCCUCGGCAGCUGUGGUAUGGGUCGUUGGCCUUGCCUUGUUGGCUGAUACAGUACCUCAGGAGCGACUCGCGACAGCCACUGGGUGGUUGACUAUAGGGGUGUCUCUUGGCAUGCUUAUAUCUCCUCUACUCGGUGGCGUGGUCUACGACAAAGCUGGCUACAAUGCUGUUUUUGGCAUGUGCUAUGCAUUGGUUGGCUUGGACGUGAUCCUCCGAUUGUUGCUUGUGGAGAAGAAGGUGGCAGCGAGAUGGGAUCCAGAGGCUAUGGGCCGCCCGCCUGUCGACGAAAACGUAUACUUGGAGAAAACAGUGACACCGGCCAAUACUCCUGGAACCCCAAGCUUCAACCCAGAUGCUACCAAAACGAUAGCCCAGCAAGAAACGGUGUCCGUCGAAGCGCAACAACACAGUCCGCCUCAUCAACGUAUACGCGAUCGUCUUCCUCCAGUUCUUUCACUUUUGUAUUCACGACGCCUACUUGCCUCGCUGUUCUGUGCACUCAUUCAAGCAAUGUUGUUGACAGCCUUCGACUCUGUUCUCACCAUUCAUGCCGCCAACACAUUCAACUGGAAUUCAACAGGUGCUGCACUUUUGUUCCUCCCAAUUGUCAUACCAAGCUUACUCUCGCCAUUGUGGGGUUGGUUGAGCGACACAUAUGGUGGGCGCUAUCUGGUCGUCGUGGGCUUCUUGUGCGGCUGCCCUCCUCUCAUCUGCCUCCGCUUCGUGGAUGAGAAUACCAUGAAAGACAAGGUGUUGAUAUGCGCGUUAUUAGCAGUUACUGGGUUCUUCGUGGGCAUGACCUUCGCGCCGGUUAUGGCCGAGAUAUCGGCUGUCGCUGAGGCGAAGGAAAAGAAGAUGCUCGUAAAUGGACGCCCAGGAUUCGGAAAAGGUGGCGCAUUUGCGCAGGCUUACGCAUUGUACAACGUUGCUUUCGCUGGAGGCUGUAUGGUGGGGCCUUUGCUGGCCGGAUUUCUCGUCGAAGACAGCGGUUGGGGCACGAUGGCAGCAGUGUUGGGAGCGCUGUCCGCAGUCACUGCAGUGCCAGGCUUUCUAUGGCUGGGAGGAUGGGUGUUAGAGAAGAAGUGA
Messenger RNA from Alternaria atra, 1488 nucleotides. RefSeq lists its product as uncharacterized. The record is from RefSeq and is a predicted model, not a curated record. The coding region runs from base 1 to 1488 and encodes 495 amino acids. NCBI's taxonomy places the organism in Eukaryota, Fungi, Ascomycota, Dothideomycetes, Pleosporales, Pleosporaceae. Gene Ontology annotation, biological process: transmembrane transport. The transcript is spliced from 2 exons. Gene Ontology annotation, molecular function: transmembrane transporter activity.